UGAAUCCUGUAAACAUUUUUAGCAACAACGAAGCGAGUGUUCCGUGAACUGCAGCCAUUAAUCCAGCGGCGCUUUAUGCUCGUUUUAGCAUUUGUUAGACACGUCGCUAUUUAUUGUUUAAAAACCACCGGAUAGAUUUUUAGCGGUUCUUGGCUGGCUUGCUCGCCAGUUUAAUAUAUUCGUAAUGGACCCAGCUAGCCGAUACCAAGUGCUGCACAAUGAGGAUGACUCCUCUGAGGCAUCUGUUAGCGAGCAGCCAUCAUGCUCAGCCUCACAGGCCGGGGCGUCGCGGGACCAAAACCAGGCAGAGAGCAGUAUGCUGCAUGCCCCUCCACCAGCUGAGGUUUUGGAAUCAGGCGGUGCAGAUGCCCCGCCUCCUCCUUAUGCCUCCAUUGAUGCAGGUGCAACUGCAGCUGCUCCGGAAACCAGUUUCCAAAGUGACUUCCCAGUGCCCCCACCCUACAGCGUGGCCACUUCAUUGCCCACAUAUGAUGAAGCGGAAAAGGCCAAAGCUGCUGCCAUGGCUGCUUCCACUGUGGAGGUGAUGUCACGGGAUGACGAAUUCCUUCCCAGAGAUGAUUUCAGUGACGCUGAUCAACUGAGAGUUGGGAAUGAUGGAAUAUUUAUGCUAGCCUUUUUCAUGGCCUUCCUGUUUAACUGGAUUGGCUUCUGUCUCUCCUUCUGUUUGACCAACACCAUAGCAGGACGCUAUGGUGCCAUCUGUGGCUUUGGCCUCUCCCUAAUCAAGUGGAUUCUCAUUGUCAGGUUCUCUGACUAUUUCACCGGUUACUUCAAUGGCCAAUAUUGGCUCUGGUGGAUCUUCCUGCUGCUUGGUCUGCUCCUGUUCUUCAGAGGUUUUGUCAACUAUUUAAAGGUCCGCAAUAUGUCAGAGAACAUGGCCACAUCGCACAGAACACGCCUCUUCUUCCUCUACUAACCAGUGUUUCACGUGAUUGCUAUUCCGUUCCCCAUCACCGUCACCUCCACCCUCGAAUGACCUGCCAGGGCCAUUGCUGCAGUGAAGAGAGGAGAAAGAAGGGCAGUGAAGAGUAAAUGUAGAGAGAGAAGUAUUGUGCUAAUGCAUGGGAAAUAGAAGCAUUUAGGUGUACAUUUUUCUGCUCAUAGCCAGGGUGUGUUGUCAAUUAGCCAAGACGCUAUUCGGAUCAAGUCUUACGUCAGGCAGGGUGUUGCUGUGUAACCACCUGCAUACUUAAUAACGUCUUAUAUUUCACUUAAAUUGACUUGUAGGCAGUUUGAGUGUGCAUACAUCUCCUCAGCAACAGCCUGUUGUAUUAGAACCAAAUCCUUGGAUUGAACAAAAUAGCAUUUUAGCAUGUCUGAGCCAAACAGUUUAGGGGUUUCAUUUCUGGAAUUUUGUGUCCUAUGCACCACAAGCCAGACAUUUUAAUUGGAGGAAGGCUACUGACACUGCUGCACACGUUUUCGAUGGAAUCAAAUAGAAACAGAAAUCAGCUCCGGUCAUUGUGGAUCUUAUUGGUCACUCAUGAGCCAAAAUGUAUCCCCGUGUUAGAUAUGGCCAAAUGCAAAAUGCAGCCUUGUUAGUGCUAUGCAAUGUUGUUAUUUGGAAUGACUUACAAUCAUAAUUAUGGAUUAUGAAAUCCUGUGAUGAGGAUAGAGAUCCAAUGCAAACUUAGGGCAAUACAAUGGCGUAAAAAUGUGACUGGCCAUGCAUUAACGCAGUUAUUUCUGUGUUUUUCUAACUAUAUUUAAAUUUCCUUCCAUUCUUUUCAUGCAAGUGUUUUGUGUUGAUGAGAAGAUCGCAAAUGACAUCAACUGGUAAUAUUUGCUAGAUAGGGUUAGGGCUGUCGUCCAGUGUGAUCGUCACACAAGUGGUGUUAGUUGAGCCCAACUGGCCAAAGUGUAUUCAUUAACGUGGAAUGAAAUGUAAAUACCAGCUUAAUACCAAUUCAUAAUAUAUGCACUUUGAACUUCUGUACAGUAUAAUUUGUGAUUCUGCUUAACUUGAUGUGGUGGUUGAGAGCGUUCCAUGUGUUUUGACUGGAAUUCUUAAAGUGGACCUAUUAUGCCCAUUUUCGGCCCUUUGUAUUGACUUGUGGACUGCUGUAGAGCAGCUACACACGGAAACCUGCAAUGAAGGAUUUCUAGAUCUUACAGAUUUUGCAGCUCUUUAUGCGGUAUCUGACAUUUGGCAUCGUUUAACUAGAGAAUACAACAUUGUAACAACAUUUAUAGGUCAGAAAUGUGGAAAAGCAUAAUAGGUCCCCUUUAAUCAUGCAAAAUACUGUGCUGUUUUUUUUCAGUUUUUUCAUUGCACUUUUUGCUUUUCACAUUGACUUCUGUCUUCUUUCAUUACUGAACUGUGACCAUUAAGUGUUGCCAAACCCCCCCACCCCACCCUUUUUCAGCGAUAUCCAAAUUUGCUGCAUGAUUUACGUGCUUGAAUGAGUAGCAGGGAUAUCAGAAGCUUGUGGUUUAGUUACAAAGCCAUGAACCAGUGCAAAGAACAAAAAAUAUCAAAUUACAGUUCUGUUGUUGCUGUAGAAAAUAAUGUCACGGUCAUUUACUGUAACUGGAAUUAAUUGAUGUAUUGAACAAUGACAAUAAAGUAUAUUAAAAAAGCA
Doryrhamphus excisus (bluestripe pipefish) is the source of this 2603-nucleotide messenger RNA. RefSeq names its product Nedd4 family interacting protein 2 (gene ndfip2). NCBI's taxonomy places the organism in Eukaryota, Metazoa, Chordata, Actinopteri, Syngnathiformes, Syngnathidae. Gene Ontology annotation, molecular function: WW domain binding. Gene Ontology annotation, cellular component: Golgi apparatus; perinuclear region of cytoplasm; endoplasmic reticulum. The record is from RefSeq and is a predicted model, not a curated record. Gene Ontology annotation, biological process: positive regulation of protein ubiquitination; metal ion transport; vacuolar transport.